Molecule: messenger RNA, 4138 nt
Organism: Cuculus canorus (common cuckoo)
Lineage: Eukaryota; Metazoa; Chordata; Aves; Cuculiformes; Cuculidae
Product: histone H3
Exons: 1
Coding region: 25-435 (136 amino acids)
Cellular component (GO): nucleosome
Molecular function (GO): protein heterodimerization activity; DNA binding; structural constituent of chromatin
Source: RefSeq, a predicted model, not a curated record
GGCAGAAGGUUUUACUGGUUACUCAUGGCGCGUACGAAGCAGACCGCGCGUAAGUCGACGGGCGGGAAGGCGCCCCGCAAGCAGCUGGCCACCAAGGCGGCCCGCAAGAGCGCGCCGGCCACGGGCGGCGUGAAGAAGCCGCACCGCUACCGCCCCGGCACGGUGGCGCUGCGCGAGAUCCGCCGCUACCAGAAGUCCACGGAGCUGCUGAUCCGCAAGCUGCCCUUCCAGCGCCUGGUGCGCGAGAUCGCGCAGGACUUCAAGACCGACCUGCGCUUCCAGAGCUCGGCCGUCAUGGCGCUGCAGGAGGCGAGCGAAGCCUACCUGGUGGGGCUCUUCGAGGACACCAACCUGUGUGCCAUCCACGCCAAGCGCGUCACCAUCAUGCCCAAGGACAUCCAGCUGGCCCGGCGCAUCCGCGGAGAGCGCGCCUGAGGCUCCUGCUGCAGAUCUUCCCCGGUUCUUCCAGGCACUGAGGCAGCCCACACAGACCCAAAGGCUCUUUUAAGAGCCACUCCAUACACACUGAAAGGAGCUGUAGCACUGCUUUCAAGUGGACAGAGCUUAGUAAUAACAAAGUACUCUUAUUUCUAUAUCCUAGAUUGUACAACUUGAUUUUAUAGCUCCACCUCCUUUUUUGGUGAUUUUCUUUCUUUGUUUGGGUUUGGGUUUUGUUUUGGUUUUAAUUUCACACAUAAUGAUUGCAUUGCCUGCAAUCAGCUUUUAUAGCUUUUAUAAACCCCUCAAAGCUUUCAAUUGUUCUGCAUUUCACCAGGUUGCUUUGCAAAUAUCGAAGGAGAGUAACAGGUAUUUCACAAACACUGCCUGGAGAAAGAAAGACAAAAUUAAAACAGUGUGGAGGGGGUUUCAAUAUGUUAGCUUAAAGAACAGUGAGAAAAGAAUAUCCUGUAGAAUGUAAGGGUUUACAUCAUUAUGACCAUACUAGACUCAACAGUCUUGAAGGAGUGGUGGAGAAGGAGGGAGGGGUGCAUGGCUCUGUCUGGAACAUCCUUGGGCUCAGGAAUUUUGCUCCUCAAACCCCACCAGCAGGCUUUGUCUAGGUAAGAGCAAAAACUUCCCACAGCUCUCUGGAAUUAUGUUACUGCUGAAACCUGCUAAGGCAAUCUGCUUGAAAGAGAAUUGUUACUUUCCUCCAAGAUUUGCUACUGCCAAGAGCAAGAAUAUGUGUCUCAAAAGAUCUGUUUUGAGGCUGCUCUUAGAAUGAUAGAUGACCAUGGUGAAGAGACAGGCAAUGUGAGGCACCUUUCUCACAGCAUGGAAACAUAUGUUAAAAGGUCAAGAAACUAUAAAGGAAAAGUGCUGCCCUUAGGAAUACUGAUCCAGUUUGUCUGGAUUUUGUUACCACUGGUAAUACAAAACUAGAAAAGAAGUCAUAAAUAUAUAAUUUCCUAAGUUGUUGAGUUCUUUGGUUUUUUUGUUCACUUGGGAUUUUUUUUUGGGGGGGGGGAGCACUUAUAAUAAUUUUUAUUAAAAUCUUGGAGUAAAACUUUGUUUUUCCAAUAAUGCUCAAGGAUUUUCACCAGAGAGUGGGUAACUCUAGGCUCUCUUUAUGUACAACUCAGAUUUGAGCCAUCACCUCAGCAAGUGGCAAAGGCACGCACAAAAUCAUCAGAUAUUUGUGUAGUAUUAUACAAUAUGUAUUUUCUUUGAAAAGUUCUUGGUGUUUUUCCAUGUGCUCCUAGUUCUUUAUUCUUCAUUAACUCAAAAGCUCACAGAAGUCCACCCUGAUAAUUCAUUUCCACUGUCUCAAUUUAGUUGUCCUUUGGAUGUGAGGGAAUGCUUCACCAGGUCACGUUCCUCCUCUGGUCAUAAAAGUCAAUUCUUGUCUUUGUUGAGACACACCUAUUCACCUUUAAACUUCAGAGAAAAAACACAAGCUGUCCCAUUAACUGACACCAAUAUCUAGUCUAUGCCUAUACUCAAAAAUAUGUUGACCUUUUAAUCAUCAGUUAUCAUCAAAUCUAAUACCUAUGUUCUAAGUCUGACAUUUCCUACACAAUCUGUUGAUUAAGCUGGACUGGGGCUGUACAUGGAACAAUUGAGCAGGAUUCUUGUCGUUGUCAUAAAGAUUAAUUUCCAACACUUGUUCUUAUUAUAGUCUUAAUACAAUAGUCUUUAUCAUGAUCAAUCAUCAAUAAUAUCUGUCCUACAUGUAUAUAUUUAUCAUAUUUUCUCAUUUCCCUUAACAAAUAAUAAGUGUACAUGCAUUUGUCUUUGAACAUGUGCUUUCCUAGAUAGCAAUCAUAAGAUUUUAUGCAAUCAGAAAACAGGCUGAUUUGUGACAUUUCUGCAGUCAGAUUUCUCAGAUUCUUCACAAGAUGCAUGUAUACAUAUACCCUGACAGUAAGUAACUUUCAGUCUUCCUUGUGAGGACCCAUUUUUGCUCAAAUGGUUGCUAUGAGACAUUAAAAUAGGAAGUUAAAAAAUAUGCUUCAGAGAGUAGUUAUUGUUUCUCCCAUAAUUUUGGGAAGCAUCUUUCCACCUUCCCUCUGUCUGCAAAGAUUUCACUUAGUACCUGGAGUGUAACAGUCCUGAGUGCUGAGUAGUGUUGAAGGAGCUAUUAGAGGGCAGAACGGUCAUGUGUUGUCAUUAGAGGCUCCUCUUAGAGACCCUUGAAGUACUAAAGGUACAAUUCAUCAGAGGCAGUACUUGGAUGGAUGAGAAAAAAGGCAGAAAGCCUUCCUGAGAGAAGUUAUCGGUCCAGAUUAAGGCUUGUUUGGGGGGUCCUUUCCCCCUUUUUUCCUUCUGCAUUUUUUUUUUUUUUUUUGGUUUUCCUCCCACAUACAGUCCCCAAAAAUUAGUUUGUUGACCUUUAUGGUCUUAUUUCAAAACCAGGUAGCACUGGAAGUGGAGAGCUGCAGUGUUACUAUGUGAUGAAUGGAGCAUCUAUGCUGUCUGUAGUGAAAAGAGGAGCUAGUCUAUUUUUUAAUUUUGUCUUUCAAACAGAAUAUAUAUCUUUUUAAUUUCACCUCUAUUUAUUUAUAUGUAAAUUAAAUUUGUCUGAGUAUGUAACAAAUCAAAUUAAAAUAAACCUAAAUGAUAUAGAAGGAAAAUAUUGGCAGGCUUUAAAAUUGAGGUUUUGUACAACAAUAUGAAUAAGAUUUCUCGUUGUAUCGAAAGGUAGCAUGAUGUGAGAAGAAACUUCACACUUACCCACCCAUCCACCCCAGGCUGUGAUAGAAACCUCCAAAUAGGCCAUAAAAGAUCUGUAUUUUCUUAACAUUUGGACAACAAAAAUAUAGACUCAGUCUUUGCUUUGACUGCUUGAGUUUCCCUAGAGAAUAUUUACCAUUAACUAGAAGAAGGAGGAGGGAAAAAUGAAAAAUAAUAAAAGGAACUUUCUCUUAUUUCUGACAAGUACCACCAUGUUAACACAAUAAGAUCCUACCAGUACUUUGUAGCAGUUUUACUACAUAGCACUGAUAAACAGAGACAAGAUAUUGACUACUUAUUAGUCACAAGGAAUAAUUUCAUCAUUUGAUUACUUGGAGAGCAGACCUCACAGUCUGGUAUCAGUGCAGGUUCUUUACAGAGGUUGGGUAUGUUCUAAGUAAGGUCAUUUUUCUUCACCCCAUGGCUUCACUCUUUACGUAUUGAAAGUUCUAACAAGUCUGAACUUUUAGCCACUUUAACCUUAGCUAACCCUGAAGUCAAAGGUUAGCUACAAAGUUUAAUUCCACUUAAUAAUACAUUGUCAAUGUGGAACAACCAUUAGAAGCAGGAUGGAGCCCACUGAAGCUUUGCAAUGCAGACAGAAAGGCAGUUAAAAUUAGGAUCAUAGAGUUCUUUUCAAAUUAAAUUUAUAAGAACAGUCUGUGCUAUUCCAGCAGGAUUACUUCCACUUUAAAUUUUAUAAAAUUGUCACCCUUUACUCUGUAAGUGGUUUUGUACAAAGGGUUGACAAGAAUAGAAAAAGUGUACAUGAGUCCAACUGCAAAAUAGCCUCUUUCAUUUCAUCUACCACAUGGUAUUGUUGGAACCACAAAAAAUGAAGCCAGAUAGAUACUGCUGGAUAGUGUUGGGGCAGAGGAGACUGGAAAGGAGGACAAUAUGGGUGGAUACUGAGAGGAAUUAGUAUUUGUGAGCGAAGGAAAAACAUACAUAUAUUGCAGUAUAU